AUGAGUUUGGAAUAGAUUCAACAGCACAUAAAUCAAAUAAAAACAAGUCAUCAGAUGCCAAAUAAGGAAUUUCAAAAUACUUUCAAACUUUUUGAGAGUUAUGUUACUUCCUUAGAUAAGAAUAAUUAAGAAUAAUUGAAUCAAGUUUUUAAGGCUUUGAAGAGAUUUCGAAGUAGAUUAGAAAUUAAUUGA
This is a messenger RNA of Paramecium tetraurelia, 192 nucleotides long. RefSeq lists its product as uncharacterized. Lineage: Eukaryota; Ciliophora; Oligohymenophorea; Peniculida; Parameciidae. The record is from RefSeq and is a predicted model, not a curated record. The transcript has a single exon.